AAUUUCAAUAGGCCAGUUUUUCUUUUGGUCAAAAUAUCAAUAUUAAAACCUGGCCUUUGGCUGUUUGGCCACGGUGACCGUGUUUGGAUAAUGUUCUUGCAUGUCUUAAGGUACUUGGCGCUGAUAAAUCUUUAAUGUUAGUUCCAAGUUCAGAUAUCCGCGAUGACAAAGGCUUGUCCAGGUAAGUCACAUCAGCAGCAGUCAAUUUUGUUGAUUUGAAAUAGUGUCUGCAUAAAUCCACUCAAAACACGCGAAUGUAUCGUCCAAUUGUAGACGUUCAUCAAGGUGCCGUGUGUCAAAUGCAUUGCAAAAGUGUACUUAUCCUGAGUUUAUAUGAUUUCAAUAGGUUUCUUUGAAGGGCAAUAGGAGGGAAAAUGCUUUAUAAUCGUUAUAAAUAUUUAAUGCGACGACAGUGGGUUUUGAAUAUCAACAUUAUUACGCCAUUUUAAAUACAUAUUUAGUUAACGGUAUUAACUUAGCAUUUGACUAAUGCACUUGAUAGUGAGUUCGCAAGUUGAAUCAGUGCUGGGUUUUAUAUGAAUCAUAUAGCGGAGUAACCCUAGCAUACUGAGACCAAAUCAUGUCUGCACAAACACAGUCACUCUAAACCGUUUUGAACGUUUGCUCGUGUGAGUUUAUUGUGGUUUAUAUUCACCUUUGUACCUUAUACGUAAAAGGAAAUACCGGAGCAUGUAUGUCCGUUCUGACAUAAUGUAAACUGGCCGUCUCUGGCCAUUGCUAUGCUUCAGCGAAGCCAUACUUCUCGAUAGGAAUAUCUCUUUUAUUAAAGUAUAUCAGGAAUUUUUAACUUCAUCGUCGAAACGUCGAUGGUUCCUGUUCAUUCUAUCAGCGUACUGCGGUCGACAUUAGUUGCUCCUUGCUAGACUGUUGAUAGGCAAACUCCUUUAUCUAACGGUAAGCAUACUUCAGUUCUUUUAUUGUGAGUCCAAUGUAUAUAUCGUGGUUGGAAGAACUCAAAUGCACUGUCUGUUAUUACAGAGGAAUAGACCAUUGACCGGGCUUUGUUGAUAGCCUACUUCAAGAUCGUUAUGAUUAUUGCUCCAUUAAUUUCAUUUGCCUUGCGGGCUUCCUCUGCAAUGUUUGUCUACAGAAUUAAAAUGAUUGAUAGCCGAUUAUCGUUGUUGUUAAAGAGAGAACUACUAAUCCUCAACAACGGUCUGUGAUAAUCAGAGUUUUCUAUAUUUUGACGAUAUUAAGUGUACAUCUUAUCAUCGUAUAUCGUCAUUGAUAAUCGUCAUUCGACCUCAGAAACUCUCCAUUUGGGACAACAAUAUUGUUGAUCAGUUGAUGUUCCGAGCACUAUUAGAUUCAGGUUAAUUUUCUGACGGACGGAGCUUGAUAUGAACUACGGAAGACAGUAUAUGGCCAGAAGUUCAGUAUAGAGAAAAUGCUCAAUCAGACAAUGGUUACCAGGCGAAGCAAUGUGGAUGUGAAUGCCAUACAAGAAAUAAAGAACAGAGUAAAUGAUAAAGAUAUGAUAUCACAACGCCACAUGCUUAUUUGUACCUCUCUUAUUUCUUUACGCAGGUGAAUAGGGGAGACCGUCAAGCUUUAAUAGGUUCGGAUGGCACGCCUAUGGGACGAGAUAAUUAACUGUAGUGGACUCGGGAGAUUCACAAUACAGUGUUUUUAAUUCGAUUUAUCAAGUGCCAGGAGAGGCACUCACAGACUCGGAUCUGUAACUGGACUUGGACACUUGAAGAAAGAGGGAUUCGUCUAGCAUCAGAAUGGAACAAGAGGGGGUGCCCUACCUGGCCUACGACGAGGCUCAGUACAACGUUGUGGAGGACAGAGAUCUAAUCGACUACGACGACGACGGUGCAGCUGACGACGAGGACGACAUGGACCCAAUCAGGGAAGAAGAGGAAGCCGACAAUGGAGACAGGACAACACGGUCAGCAAGUGCAAAGAUGCCGUUGCUAUCCAGGGCCAAGUUCACUCGGACCCCAGGGUCGAGGGCUUCAGAUAACUCGGACGUAUUGCCACAUGAUAUUGAGCCACCAGAGACACAGGUGCCACAAGAGGAGAAUGGACUUACAAAUGAAGAUGAUGAGAGAUUGAGCGAAACAACUGAUUCUGUGCUGAUUACAGAGGUGAAAGACCAGGCUGAGCAGGGGUCUGUUGGGUCAGAGGAUGGGCGGGAUACGGUUGAUGGAGAGCUGGAGGAUGUAUUCAUUGGAGAUGAGGAUGUGAUCCCUGAGAAGGAGGAAGUAGCUGAGGGCUCAGAUGAAGAUUGUGAUACGGAUUUAGAGGUGGAGGAAGAGGAGAUUGACAAGGAGGAACUCCACGACACCACAGGCAGGACGAGAUACACCAAGUUGUGUGAGAAACUCGGCGUCGUACCGUGCUCUUAUUUCACACGACAUAUCCAGGACUCUGAACUUAUUAUGAAGUUCCAUGGACUUGGCCCACAAGGAACUAGAGCCAUUGCAAAAAUAUUGAAGGAUAACAUCACGAUAGAGCGACUGAACCUGGAGGGCAACUGGAUGGAAGCCGACGGGGCCAAAGCCAUGGCAAAAAUGCUGGAGGAGAACAUCUCAAUAUCAGAUCUGGUGCUAAGAGGAAACAAGCUGGGUAGUGAUGGAGGAUACCACAUGUCAAAGAUGUUAGAAAAUAACACUACUUUAAAGAGGAUUGAUUUAUCGGGGAAUGACUUCGAGGACAGGGAUGCAGAAUACUUUGCGGAUGCACUGGAGGAAAACAAGUGCCUGCACGAACUCAUUCUCAGCAAUAACAAAUUCGGGGAGGAAGCUGGCGAACUCCUUGGCUUUGCAGUGGGUUCCAAUGACAUCUUAGAACAUCUUGAUUUGAGUUGGAAUCAGAUUCGUGGUGCUGGGGCUGUGGCUGUUGGUAAGGGUUUGAAGGAAAAUGUGCGGUUAAAAACAUGUGACCUAUCGUGGAAUGGCAUGGGUCCAGAAGGUGGAUAUGCGGUAUCGGAUGCCUUAGGUGUUAAUAACGUAGUUUUGGAGUUAGAUAUCAGUGGAAACCGACUGGACUUAGCCUGUGCCAAGAAACUUGCCAACUCACUCGCCAUCAACGACUCUCUACGGACGCUAAAGAUGGGCAGUAACCCUGUCACAACUGCCGGUGCCAUCGCAAUCGUUGCUGCUCUAAACAAGAAUGAGAACAGUGUUCUAGUCUUCCUCGAUUUGACGGAUAUUCCAGUCGAAUUCGAAUUCAUCCGAACUGUCGAAGAUAUCCAGCGGAAGCGUUCCUUCCGUGUCAUCCACGGUUUAGUGCUACGGUCAGGAAAUACACCUGAUGAUAUCGGGAAGCCUCCAAUAGACCCUAAUCUCCGCCACCCCCUGCUCAUCAUGAAGGAACAUGUCCUCGUCAAUGAUAUGCGAAUCGUGGAGGUCUUCCGACGGUAUGAUACCAAUAACACAAUGUGUGUGACGCCAGAGCAGUUUAUGGAUGCAAUGGAUGAAUUGAAACUGAAAUAUUGGCGAAGUCAGAUCGACGAUAUUGCCAAGAAGCUCGAUAAAUUUGGCAAUGGAACGAUUUACUAUGGUGACUUCAUUCCACCGGACCCACCGCGACGAGAAUCAGCCAUAUUGGAUCUGAAAACUGCUUCGGCCACGGCCACGGCGUAGCGCGACAUAUGAGGUGUCCGAGAAGGCGCAUUUCCACUUCAGGCCCGUGAUUAGACAUGUACAAUGUCUACCUGUCGGUCGAAGCCACUCACACUAACCAAUGAAAAUGGGCAGCUGACUGUGAGAAUGGAUGCCAGAAGGCUAAGUCAUACUCUUAUCAUCAGAACUUUGGUAUGUUUCUGCCCACGCGUCGAUGUAUUUCAUAUCGUUCAGUGAUGGAGCUGAUUUGUGACCGGCAAGAUAUGACGCAUUGAUCUGGGGAGUGGAAACAUUCCUGGAGAUGAAUAUGUGUGCUCACAUGGACACAUCCAGCAGCAAUGCCAUCAUCAAAGGAAUCUCAACCACGUAGACUGUGCUUUAGCUUGUAUGAUAUCCCGACAUGGUUGUUCAGAUCGGGAAUGAAUUGUAAAUAUGUAAGAUAAUUGUAUAUUAAUGUAAAGAACGAAUUUUGAAA
Molecule: messenger RNA, 4068 nt
Organism: Lineus longissimus
Lineage: Eukaryota; Metazoa; Nemertea; Pilidiophora; Heteronemertea; Lineidae
Product: leucine-rich repeat-containing protein 74B-like
Exons: 13
Coding region: 1749-3614 (621 amino acids)
Molecular function (GO): calcium ion binding; protein binding
Source: RefSeq, a predicted model, not a curated record